Physella acuta is the source of this 6165-nucleotide messenger RNA. RefSeq names its product SRSF protein kinase 3. NCBI's taxonomy places the organism in Eukaryota, Metazoa, Mollusca, Gastropoda, Physidae. The record is from RefSeq and is a predicted model, not a curated record. Gene Ontology annotation, biological process: peptidyl-serine phosphorylation; regulation of mRNA processing; spliceosomal complex assembly. Gene Ontology annotation, molecular function: protein serine/threonine kinase activity; ATP binding. Gene Ontology annotation, cellular component: nucleus; cytoplasm.
UUCCCACAAUGCAACUAAGCAACAAAUACGCAUGCGCGUUGAUGUUCUAAAUGAAGAAAACACAAGAUGAGCUCGAAAAUUCCUCGAAAAGCGCUGGCCAUUCAAGCACGCAAAAAGCGCUCAAAGGCUAAACCACGAGUUAAGCACGAUGACAAAAAACGAACGUCAAAUGAUACCAAGAAGCAUCAUGAGCCACGAUAUGAUGAAGAGGAAGAAGAUGAAGAAGAAAUUCUUGGUUCAGAUGAUGAUGAACAAGAAGAUCCCCGUGACUAUUGUAAAGGAGGCUACCAUCCAGUAAAGAUUGGAGACUUGCUCAACAAUCGUUAUCACAUAGUGCGAAAACUAGGAUGGGGACAUUUUUCUACAGUUUGGCUAAGUUGGGAUCUUCAAUGCAAACGUUUUGUUGCUCUCAAAGUGGUAAAAAGUGCACAACACUACACUGAGACUGCCUUAGAUGAGAUCAAGCUUCUCAAAUGCGUUCGUGAGGCAGAUGAAUUGGACCCUCACAGAGAAAAGGCUGUUCAGUUACUUGAUGACUUCAAAAUCUCUGGAGUGAAUGGAACCCAUGUAUGCAUGGUUUUUGAGGUUUUAGGUAAUAACCUUCUGAAAUUGAUCAUUCGUUCUAAUUACCAGGGUAUUCCUUUGCAUAAUGUUAAGCUUAUUAUAAAGCAGGUUUUAGAAGGGUUAGACUACCUGCAUACAAAAUGUAAAAUAAUUCACACUGACAUAAAGCCUGAAAAUAUUCUUAUGUGUGUUGAUGAAUCACAUAUAAGAAAACUAGCAGCAGAUGCAAUUGAAUUUCAGAGGAUGGGACUCAAAUUACCCGGUUCUGCAGUGAGCACUGCCCCUAAAGAAAAACCCGUGGAUAUUUCAAAAAUGUCAAAAAAUAAGAAAAAAAAGAUGAAAAAGAAACAAAAAAAGCAGGAACAGCUAAUACAAAUGCAAAUGAAACAAUUGGAAGAAUUAGAUAGAGAGAAAGGAAGUGACAAGAGACCGGACAGCCAAAAUGCCCAAAUGAUAAACAGCAUUAGUGCUAAUAGUUUACAAAAUAUGGAGGCAGAAACAAGCAGCAACAGUAGCAAAAGUAUCUUGUCCAACAAUGCAGGAGGUGGUGAUGACCACAGAACUAAAUUAACAAAUGGUCAGAGAAAAUCUUCUGUUGUAGAAGGAGAAAAUAAUAAUGCAAUAGUUACAGGAAACAACUUACAAACCAGUGACCAGUCAAAUUCAGAAUCUAAGGAGAACAAGAGAAAUGAAAAUGCAGUGAACAUGGAAAGUAACAUAUCACCCUCAAACUUGAGUGACAUAACUUUAAUCACAGAGCAAGAAGAGGAAUCCUCACUCCUAAACAGAUCCUCUGGUUCUGAGAGUCAGUCUGCAGCUAUUGCCAGGCUAAAUGUCACUGGUGAAACAGAUACAAACCAGAUGGCUUAUAUCAAUAACAACAGUCCUACACAGAAUAACACAGACAAUAAAACCAGCAAUGCUGUAGUUGCUCCUAAUCCAUCAAACUAUUCAGGACCAUUGUGUAAUGGACAUUCCUCAGAUUUCUCUAGAGACUCAUCAAGUAUGGAAACAGAAUAUUCAAAGAAAACUGAAGAGGAUGAGGAACUUCACAAUAGUAAAAACUGUGUCUCAGAUAUGCACUCCUCAGUAGUGGAUGGGGCAGGCGAAUGUUUGAUAGAUGAGGAUGAACUAUGUGUAACUGAUGGUUCAAAACUUGUUAAUAGUGUUUCCGUUGAAUCAUGUGAUGGUGAAGUAGAGGAUAUGCAGACAGAAGCAAGCCCAGAUGAUGCACCAUUUAGCAGAUGCUUGAAUGGACAGGAAGUUUUUGACAUCUUUGCUGAUACAAAACAUGCUGCUCCUGCUCGUAAACCUGACCCUGUACAUGAGAUCUGUGAUGAUUUUCCUGUCAAAAUAGCUGAUCUUGGCAAUGCUUGUUGGACGUACCACCAGUUCACUGAGGACAUCCAAACUCGUCAGUACCGUUGUCUAGAAGUGUUAAUAGGAGCAGGUUAUGAUACACCAGCAGAUAUAUGGAGCACUGCCUGCAUGGCAUUUGAACUUGCUACAGGUGAUUAUCUUUUUGAGCCUCACAGUGGAGAGGACUACACCAGGGAUGAAGAUCAUUUAGCUCAUAUAAUUGAAUUAGUAGGUCCGAUUCCAAGACAUAUAGCCCUGUGUGGAAAAUAUUCCAGAGAAUUUUUUAAUCGAAGAGGUGAACUUCGACAUAUUAGCAAACUGAAGCCAUGGGGCCUAGUGGAAGUCCUUACAGAAAAGUAUGAAUGGUCAGAGAAAGAUGCACGUGAGUUCAGUGAUUUCCUUCUUCCUAUGUUGGCAUUUGACCCUAAUGAACGAGCCACAGCAGCUGAAUGUUUGAAACAUCCAUGGCUACAGGGAGUAUGACCAGUGGCCACUCAUGGUUAGCUAUUUGUCAAUAUGUGUAUUAUUGUGUUUGAAAAUUCAAAGCUAUAAUUUGAUUAUUAAAGUAGAAUAUCAUGCACUGAACUGUACCAUCUGUUAUAUUGUGUCUUUAAGUUGGACCUGUGAAUAAUAGAGCUCUCAGCAACUAGACAAAACAAAACCAUUCUCUAUGAAGUUGAACCAUAAACUGUAUUUUGUAUGCAUAUAAAAUAUGUAUUGGAAGGUGUUUUUAGAAAGAAAUUGUAAAUACACAGAUGCCUAGGUUAUCAUGAUCGUGACAUGUAUUAUAUCUACAGAUAGUUAUUUUGGACACACUAAAGUUUUAGACAAAAUCGAAUGUUCAUUGUUUUGUACAGUAAUGCACAUUUGUCUGAAAAAGUAUGCAUGUUAAGUUAGUUUGGAUAUUGAAAAAAAAGACUUGGUUGACAUAAAAAUGGUUGGUUUACAUCAUAGAUGGAUACUAUUUUGUUCAUUUGCUUAUCAUCUCUUUUUUUUACUUAAAUGCAACCAUUUAACAUCACAUUGUUAUGUAUAUCUUAAAUUAAACUUUUUUUAGUCAUUUAAAUGAUGCUGAAAAAGAUAGCUUCUAUUUUAAAUACAAAAUUUUAAAACAAAUAUAAUUUUCAAUUGAUAAAAGCAUAUUUUCCUUAGAUAAAAGUAUCUGUGACAUCUAACAGUUAUAUGAAAAACUUGAAUAUUUUGGGUAUACACAAGAUUCAUUUAUAAAAAUUUGAGUCUGAACAAAAAAAGAAGACUUAUAUUGUUCACUUUAACAUUUUUUGUUGUCAUAGAUUUUAUAAUUCUGUCAGCUUUUGAGAUGCCCAUACCUGUUCACGUUUAUAUGUUGAAUUUUUUUCCAAAGGAGAACAAAUAAAAUUUUACAAAUAAAAUAUUAAAGAUCCUUGCAAUCCAUUGUUCUUUCAUUUACGUAGUUGAAAAAGUUGUAGGAUUCUAUUCUGGUAGUUUUAAAGUUUAAAAAAAGUAUUUUUGAUGUUGCUGUUCUUUGAUGUUUUUUUUUUUCUCAUUCAAAGUAUGUUGCUGCUUUAUUAAUUCAAUAUUUGUUUUCCAUAAAAUUCACUGAUCUGAACUUUGUAAAUUUGAGUAAGUAAAUUAUUGAUCACAUAACACAAUUUACUCCUUCAUAUCUCAGUCAUGUAGAAUAGUAAGAACUUAUGCUAUUGUGAAGACAUUUGCCUAUUUAUACUAAACAGUGCUACACAAUACUGCUUUAGUCUACUGCUCAGCUACCAGACUUUUUACACAGCAAUGUAUGGUUAGUUUUCUAGGUCUAACAUACUGUUGUUAUUUCUGCUUAGAUGUGUAAAUUGUGAAUGAAAAGUAUAUAAAGUAUUUUAAAAAUAAUUUCGAUUGCCUAAACCUCCGUGCAGGUCGCUUUAUAUCAAUUAAUAAGUUGGCAAGAAUGUAAAAAUUGUUCAGUGGUAGUUUUUUUAUUGGCACAUUUCAUAGUGUAUUGUAGGGUUACAUUUAUUUUCUAACAAGUCAUUAUUUUUCUAGAUAAAAGCUACACAAUUUUGUUACAUAUUAUUUAUAUGUAAAUAAGCAUAUAUAUGAAAUAUAGCCUACAUGUAUAAGCUUUUAUAUAGAUUAAACUAUCCCUGUAAACAAGUGUGGAAGUAUGCUUAAUAUUUGAAGUUUUAAAUGAUAAUAUAUACUGGUAUAUAUUUAUAAUAACUCUUAUGAUCAUCAAAUAUUCCCAUAACCACAAGAGCAGCUGUUUGCCUGGUUGAUUUCGUAUUUUCUCCUGCAAACAUGGUCUAGUGUCUUUGAUCUCAGAUCUCUUUCUGGUGUCCCUGGUUCUUGAGCUGCCUCAUCUUUUUACAGAAUUGAAAAGUUUUCCUAGGUUUUAAAAAAAAUUGAUUAGUAAAGCCCAGACAUUUUCCAUUUUUUUAUGUAAUACUAAUUUGAGAACUUAGUAAAUAUUUGUCUAUCAGCAUAGUUUAAUGCAAUUAAAAAGAGACUCAUUUUCCCCAAUCAAGCUAAAAAGUUAUAUCAGUUAUACUUAAAUUGUGUGUGCGCUGCAUUAUGUGUUAGUAUUUAGUAGUUUGGCACUUGUGAAGUACACAUAGGAUAAAUGAAAAAAAGAAUUUAUAACAUACUGGUACCGGUAGCUUACAAUCUGUAGGAAAUGGAACCAUUUGCUAGUUAAUUUGACUUCUUACUGUUCCAUUUGAAAAGUUAAAGCAGUAAUGGUUAACUGUUUUGGAAAUACAAAUAUGCAAUGUAAAUAAUUCUAGACAACUUGCUUGAUUACACUACCAUGCGUUAAAGCUUGCAUCAGUUUUUAUAACCAAUUUCCUGGCAAAAGGGACUAGUUUUUUAAAAUAUUGAGAAUUUCUACCACAUGAAUGUUUGGUGCUGCCAUUUCAUCUCCUUGGUGUCAAUUAUUGACUUCAUCAUGUUUUCAUGUCAGGAUAUAAAGCAUCACUUCAAGAAAAAUGCUAGAAUCAUUAUUGAGUCCAUUGUAUUAUUAAGGAGGUCACUGUCAACAUGAUCUGCUAUGAUUGCUUUUAUUGUGCUGUCAGAAUUAAUUUUUUUUUACUGGCAACCCAGUUUCUAAACUGUCCAGAUAAAACCCCAGAGUACAAAGUUACUUCCCUUACUUUUACACAUCAACCAUUGCAGAUGGCCAAAUGAAUUUUGUAACUACUGGUCACAUUAAUUUAAAACAGUCACUGUAUCUCCACUGCCAAAAAUGUUGGAUCACUGUAAUUAAAUCUUGAAUAAGUUUUUUUUGUAAACAAGGAUUAUUAAAUCAAUAAAAUCUCCACGUUAAAAUUUCCUUUGGUGAAAAUCGACAUGAAAGCUAAAACUAUCAUUUCCAUCCAUGUUAUGGUAUUGCACAACACUGAUUUUUAUACUCCCAUUGCCAUCUUUGUACAGUAAAAUGUAUGUAUAUUUGCUUGAGUUUUAUUUUGUUGUGACUACUUUAAAACUUAGGAUAGCUAUGUACUUCCUCAAUGCUAAUCACUAGCACACAAGAAAUAGGUGUUAGCAUAGUCCACAAGUUCAGUAGUGAUUAUGCUGGCUUUGUUAUUUUAUCAUAACACAGUUCAAGAAUGCUUAGUUUAUAUUACCACAUGAAUUGAGCCCAAGUUUUUUUUUUUGUCAUCUGUUUUCUCAUUCCAUAUGUAUGCAUGAGGGAUGUCCACAUCAUAGCUUUUUGAAGGGGAUGACUUACGUUUAAUUUUAUUUUUAGAUCAGUUGUAAAAAGUUGAGGCAAAGAUGAGUCCAGACAAAAUUAUAUGUUAAGUUAAUAAUCAUAUUCAUUUUAUUUAUGUCUUGGUCAUUACACUUAGAAAAAAAAAUGAGAAAAUAGAUGUUUUUCUUAAAAACUACCUCUUAUGUGAAGAAAAUGGUAGUAACAUAGGUUAUUGAAUAUGAAGUAUUGUUCAGUUCAUCCUAAUAAUUCAAAGUUAGCUAAGAAAGCCAUGGUGGCAUCUUCAUGUUUGAAAUGAGUUGGUGAACUAUCCCUGGCCAAUCCCAGACUUUGCUGCAGCUAGAUGACUCUCGUUUCUGAAAGCAGACAAACACUACGAAUAUGAUGGUGAUUUUGUAUGUAUAUGUUGAAUGCAAGCGAAGACGAGUGGUGAAUGUCUGCAAAAAACAAAAAAACCAGUCACACCAAGAAGUUUGUAUUAUUUUGUACUGACAUAUAUCACCUGUAUGAAAUGUGUGUUUCACCCCAUGAUCCUUGUGGGUAAUAAAUGAUUAUGAUUCUUG